GGAAAUCGCCUCUUGCUGCUGCCCUGCGCCAGAGGAGAGGCUGCUGUGGGCGAUGGAGACGGUGCUGCUCAUCCUCCUCGGCUCCCUCUGGGGCUGCAGCGCAGGGCACCCAGCGAGCAAGCUGGUGGUGGUGCCGGUGGAGCCGGUGGUGCCGUACGGGGGCUCGGCUCAGCUGAACUGCUCCCUGGCCUGCCCCACGGGCACUGUGCAGUGGCGGGGGCUGGACACCAACCUGGGCAGCGUUGUCUCCUUCCCCGGCCACAGCGUCCUGCAUGUGAGCAAUGCCAUAGUGGCCAUGGAGGGCACCAAGAUCUGCCAGGGCACCUGCAGAGGGCAAAGCUACCAGCACGCUGUUAACCUCAAGGUCUACUCACUGCCGGACACGCUGCAGCUGGCAGCGCAGCCGGCAGCCCUGGCGCCGGGGCAGCCCACGGCCCUGCGCUGCACAGCGCGGCGCGUGUACCCGCUGCAGGGGCUGGCGCUCGCCUGGUACCGCGGGGACCGGCUGCUGCCGCAGGCAGACCUCGCAGUCGAGGAGACUGAGGAGGAGCUGUUCGACGUUACAACCACGCUGCAGCUGGCGGGGGACGAUGUGGCCACCGGAGCAGAGUUCAGGUGCGAGAUGACGCUGAUCGUCCGGCGGGAGACCUUCACCCGGGUGGCGGCCGUGGCCGUGAGCGCUGCUGCGGAGACGGAGCAGCCUGCGGCCGCGGCCACUUCCCCGGAGACCCCCCCAACCACGCAGGCUACGACGGGGAGCGCCAGCACAGCUGCGUCCGAGGCCACUGCAGCUCUGGCCCCCGCGCAGAGCACUGACGCCACUGCAACCCUGACCGCGACACCACAGGAGCCUGCUGAUGAGGCCACCUCGGGCUGGGUUGCUGCCACAACAAACCCCUCCCCGGAGCGCCCUGCUCCGCCGGACAGUGACGCCGGCGUUCCCGCGCUGCGUCCGGCCGCCAGCGCAGCGCCUGGCUCCGGCACCGCGAGCCCUGCCGCCGGGGGCACAGCCCAAGCGCUGGGACCUGUUGCGGGCGACACCGAGCACCGCCGGGGCUCCUCCACCGCGGGGCCGGCUGCCGGCACGGUGCCGGGCUGCAGCCUGCGGAUCUGGUCGCUGCCGCCCAACGGCCUGCGGGGCCAGGCCCUGCGCAUCGAGUGCCAGGCACAGUGCGGCGAGAAUGUCACCGUGCGCUGGCUGAGCACGCCGGUAGCCCUGUCGCAGUACCGGGAGGAGGCAGCGGGCAGCAGCUCUGCGCUGAGCCUGGAGCGCGUGGAGCUGCGGCACCAGGGCCGCUACCAGUGCGCGGUGCUCAGCCGCCAGGCCCCGGUGGCCAGCCUGCAGCUGGCCGUGUCCACCGAUACAUUCAGCACCAACCCUGACAUAGCCGUGGGGACAAUGGUCUCGCUUUUGGGACUGAUAGUGACUGCAGUCACAGCUCAUCGCCUGUGGAAACGAUUCAAAUCACAGUAUGAUCUGUCCUAAGAGUGAGACCUGCCUGCAGGUGCCCACAGCUCUCCAGAUCAGUCCCAAGUGCUGUCCUUUCCGCUGCUGGACCCAACGGGCUCCCAGGGGAGUGGCGCAUCCAACGGUGCCAGGCUGCCUGACUCACAGUGAAGGGCCAGGGUUGCUGCUGGGUGCAGCGUGCUGCUAUGAGACUCGAGAAAAGAGCAGAAGCGUCUGUGAUGAUGGACAGGUCGGAGGUGUUCUGGCCCCAUCACAGCUCUCAGGCUGGGACACUUCUCAGCGGCUCUGCGAAGGCGGCUAUGCACCUCGCAGGGCAGCCCAGCCCCUCUGGAGGGGCCAGUGGGCUCCAUCGCAUAUGGCCAUCCCAACAGCCCAGAGACCGACAGCAAAUCCUCUCUGUUCAACAAAUGUGUUGGGACACCGCAGUGGGAGGUGCGGUGGGUAAAGUUGCAAAUAAUCCGGGUGUUGAAUAUUGAGUGAAGAGGCCAGUCCUGAAGAGCCUGUGGUAAGGGCGGGGGGCAGUUUCUAAUAAAGGUU
This is a messenger RNA of Rhea pennata, 2005 nucleotides long. RefSeq names its product mucosal vascular addressin cell adhesion molecule 1 (gene MADCAM1). The transcript has 5 exons. The record is from RefSeq and is a predicted model, not a curated record. Gene Ontology annotation, cellular component: membrane. NCBI's taxonomy places the organism in Eukaryota, Metazoa, Chordata, Aves, Rheiformes, Rheidae. Gene Ontology annotation, molecular function: integrin binding involved in cell-matrix adhesion. Gene Ontology annotation, biological process: positive regulation of lymphocyte migration; heterotypic cell-cell adhesion; integrin-mediated signaling pathway. Bases 53 to 1486 code for a protein of 477 amino acids.